ACUUGACGACUUGACCUUUGCACCACCGAGUUCAAUGCCACAACUGUAUAUAUGCUUGUCUGCUUAUCACACGGAUGUCCUUGCUGGCAGCGGCUUCACGGUUUUUACGGUUCGAGAAUUUUCAAUCUCAAUCUGACAACCAGCAACCCGUUACAAUACUCACCACACAAUGUCAAUCUUGCUCAAGUUUAAUGUGAUUUUGUAGUCUCUCAUGAAUUAGGUGCUGUUUUCUCGUAUUUAUUCAUCUAUCAUUGGAAUGAUUAUCAAUAAUUGAUACCGGCGUGUCCACAGUAUUCGAAGGUAUUUCGAAAUAAUAGUGAAAUCUGAGACCUCUGAGACAGUGGUCUAACAUUGUGUAUUAAUGGCGUCGAAAAGUGAGUUACCAGGUGUUUCACUGCCAUUCGCUAUUCUAAUAAUCAGCUUGGCUUCUUUGUGCUUUUCAAAUUCAUACAACGGUCAUUUUGUUUUUGACGACUCAGUGGCUAUUGUCAACAAUCCAGAUGUCAAAGAUACCCCCCUAACAAAUUUAUUCUUUAAUGAUUUUUGGGGCACAAAACUUUCUCACAAACAGAGCCACAGGUCGUACAGACCACUCACUAUUCUGACAUUCAGAUUUCAUUACUGGCUUAGAGGAGAUUUGGACCCAAUGGAUUUUCACAUUGUCAACAUUGCUUUGCACACUUUAGUUUGCAUUUUGACGCUUUAUGUAUUUAAUUUACUAUUGGCUUGGAGAGCGCAAAGUGUUGCAUUUUAUGCAACGUUAUUAUUUGCAGUUCAUCCGUGUCACACAGAAGCUGUAUCAGGAAUUGUGGGAAGAGCUGAUGUAUUGUGCACUUUUUUCUCAUGGCUCUCAUUAAUAUUUUACGACCGUUGCAUUUAUGCGAAACAAAGAAAUUUCUCAAUUUUCUUUUUGGUCUCAUCAAUUGUGUGCAUAAGUGUAGCAAUGUUUUGCAAAGAAAUUGGAAUAACUUCGAUAGCAAUUUGUGGAAUGUAUGACAUACUAAUAGUCAACAAAUUGUCUCCGUAUGAAAUCAUGAGAAUGUUGAAAUUUCAAUUUUCAUGGAGUAACGUAAAAAACGUUUGUAUGGAAAAAUCAAGCUUGAUUAAACGUUUAACGACGCUUACUUUCGUUGGUAUAAUUCUCGUAUCGACGAGAUUCAGUAUUAUGGGAUUUUCAAUACCAACUUUUCAAGCGGUUGAUAAUCCAGCUGCAUUCGUUGAUAAUUUCUUUGAUCGUGUUGUCAAUUAUAAUUAUAUUUAUUGUUUGAAUCUGUGGCUAUUAAUUUGUCCUGAGUGGCUUUGUUUUGAUUGGUCCAUGGGCUGCAUUCCCCUCAUUACCGGUUACGAUCGAAGAAUCCUCGCUGUUUUUGGAUUUCUCAUAAUUAUUGGAUUUUUCAUUCGUACUGUUAUCAGUCCGACGAACAGGACAAAUUCGAGGUUCGUGGGAAUGGGAUUGUCACUACUGAUCAUUCCAUUUUUGCCAUCAAGCAAUAUAUUCUUCACCGUUGGUUUCGUUCUCGCAGAAAGAACGUUGUAUUUACCCUCCGCCGGAUAUUGCUUGCUCGUAGCGGUUGGUCUGGAAAAUAUUUUUGUCAAAUUUGGUAGAUCAAAAAUCCCGGUCUUUCUUUAUGGGAUAUUAAUCGUUGUGUAUUUCGGACGGUCUUGGAUAAGAAGCGAGCAAUGGAGACACGAAAAAUCCCUUUUUCGUUCAGCUCUUGGAGUUUGCCCUUUGAAUGCUAAAGUUCAUUACAACAUUGCCAAAAAUGCAGCAGAUUUAGGCGACUCGAAUCUCGCCGGAGCCGAAUACAGAGAAGCUUUAAGACUCAAUCCCGACUACGCUCAAGCUAUGAACAAUCUUGGAAAUCUUAUGAAAGAACAAAACAAGUAUGAAGAAGCUGAAAAACUUUUUAGACGCGCUUUGGAAUUGCAGCAAGAUUUUGCAACAGCGUGGAUGAAUUUGGGAAUCGUGCUGUCAGCCUUAAAGAGGUACAACGAAUCAGAAAAAAGCUACGAAACUGCGUUGUUGCAUAGGCCGAUAUGCCCUGAUUGUUAUUACAAUUUGGGAGUUUCGUUUUUGGAAACUAAAGAACAUGAGAAGGCGUUACAAGCUUGGCAAAAAGCAAUCGCUCAGAAAGCAACUCAUCGAAGGGCAUGGGUGAAUUGGGUUCGCUUGCUAGACGAUUUAGGCAAGCCCAGCGAAGCACUGAAGGUGGCACGAACAGGGUUAAAAUUUAUACCGGAUGAUUCAACGUUACAUUUCAACAUAGGAAACAUACUUGGUAAAGCGGGUCGCUUUGAGGAAGCAGAAAUCGAAUUUAAAGAGGCAAUCUCAAAAGAUUCGAAGAAUCCCACGAUCUUGACGAAUUUAGGAGUCUUAUACCAUAGAUGGGGAAAGUAUGAGGAGGCUGAAUUAAUGUACAAAAAUGCCCUAACGAUAAAGCCAGAUCUCCAGAGUGCAAAGGAUAAUUUGAAAAAACUUUAUUCGCGACAGAACAUGAAAGCUCGAGGAACGAAAAUUGUGAACUGACGAGAGAAAUAAAUAAAUGCGAUUCUGAUCGGGAUCACGUUGCAGAA
This is a messenger RNA of Venturia canescens, 2574 nucleotides long. Its product is annotated as protein O-mannosyl-transferase TMTC4-like. NCBI's taxonomy places the organism in Eukaryota, Metazoa, Arthropoda, Insecta, Hymenoptera, Ichneumonidae. Bases 362 to 2527 code for a protein of 721 amino acids. Gene Ontology annotation, cellular component: endoplasmic reticulum. The transcript is spliced from 10 exons. Gene Ontology annotation, molecular function: mannosyltransferase activity; protein binding. Gene Ontology annotation, biological process: protein O-linked glycosylation via mannose; endoplasmic reticulum unfolded protein response. The record is from RefSeq and is a predicted model, not a curated record.